This is a messenger RNA of Coffea eugenioides, 2802 nucleotides long. RefSeq names its product multiple RNA-binding domain-containing protein 1. The transcript has 15 exons. The record is from RefSeq and is a predicted model, not a curated record. Lineage: Eukaryota; Viridiplantae; Streptophyta; Magnoliopsida; Gentianales; Rubiaceae. Gene Ontology annotation, molecular function: RNA binding. Bases 186 to 2726 code for a protein of 846 amino acids.
UGCUUUCUUUCGUCACCCUGCCGCAGCUUCGGCGCCGCUCAGGACUUCGCCGCCACCGGCCACAUUUUCUCUCCUGUGGAGAAAAACCUCAAAACCCUCAAAAUUCAGAAUCCCAGUAACUUCAUUUUCUCACCCUUCUUCUCUUUCAUACGCAUAGAGCUGAUUCUAACAGGAAAUUCAAAGCAAUGUCUCGAAUAUGUGUGAAGAAUUUGCCGAAGUACGUUGGUGAAGAUCGUCUCAGAGAAUUCUUCUCCCAAAAGGGUGAAGUUACUGAUGCCAAGCUCAUGCGUACCAAGGAUGGGAAGAGUAGGCAGUUUGGGUUUUUAGGAUUUCGAACGGAGCAAGAAGCAGAGGAAGCUAUCAAGUUUUUCCAUAGGUCUUUCAUGGAUACUUGUAGAAUUACUUGCGAGAUUGCCAGGAAAGUUGGAGAUCCAAAUAUUCCACGUCCUUGGAGUAGGCACUCAUUGAAGAAACAAGAGAAAUCAUCAGAGGAGGGAAAGGAAGUGCCUGGUUCAAAUAGUUCAAAGAUUGCAAACUCAAAAGAGAAGAAGAAAAAGGAAAAGAAUAAGAAGGAUGAUGGCAAUGACGAUCCUCAGCUUCAGGAAUUCCUUGACGUCAUGCAGCCACGAAGUAAGUCAAAGUUGUGGGCUAAUGAUAGCCUAACUGCUACCUCAACAGAUCAAAGAAAAAUGAUUGGAGAUAAGCAAAGUGAAGUGAGAAAAGGUGACCAGAAAUCAAAGUUAAAUGAAAGUGAUGAAGAGGAAAAUAGGUCAUCUGAGACUCUAGAUGCAGAUAAACCACAAAAUCCAGUUCACGAUGAUGUUAUAUCUGAUAUGGAUUAUUUCAGAAGUCGAGUAAAGAAAGAGUGGUCAGAUUCAGAAGGUGAAGAUGGAGAAAAUGAGGAUAGUUAUGAGGAAGGAGAUAUCGAAAAUGGUAACAGUGAUUCUCAGAGGCAAACCAAAGAUGAAAUGGAUAUUGAAGAUGAAGAUGAAGAAGAUGUCCAACAAGAAAAUGACAAAGAUGGAGAUGGUGAAGAACCUGUUGAUGAACUGAUUGAGACUGAAGGACCAUCAUCAACUGUGGAAGAUCCAAAAGAAGUUCUGGAGAGUGGCCGUCUAUUUGUCCGUAAUUUGCCAUAUACUACCACAGAAGAGGAACUUGAAGAGCACUUUGGAAAAUUUGGAAUUGUCUUGCAAGUCCAUAUUGUUGUGGAUAAAGAUACGAAACGGUCCAAGGGGAUUGCUUAUGUUCUAUAUGCGCUUCCAGAAUCUGCUUCUAGGGCACUAGAAGAACUGGAUAGUUCCAUUUUCCAAGGAAGAUUACUGCAUGUUAUGGUGGCAAAACAAAACAGUUCUUCCUGGAAACAAAAGACCAAUGUGUUGACUCAACAGUCUGCAAAAACCUUUAAGCAACAGAAGGUGGAGGAGAGGAAGACAUCUGAGGCUAGUGGAAAUACACGAUCAUGGAAUAGCUUGUUCAUGCGCCCUGAUACAGUUGUGGAAAAUAUUGCUCGAAAAUUUGGCGUAAGUAAGAGCGACCUUUUAGAUAAGGAAGCUGAUGACUUGGCUGUUCGUAUUGCUCUUGGAGAAACUCAAGUGAUUGCGGAGACAAAAAAGGCUUUGGCAAAUGCUGGGGUCAAUGUUGCUUCCUUGGAGGAUUUUGCUUCUGGAAAAACUGAUGGUAUAAAAAGAAGCAACCAUGUUAUUUUAGUGAAGAACUUGCCUUAUGGAUCAUCUGAAGGUGAACUAGCUAACAUGUUUGGGAAAUAUGGGAGCCUGGACAAAAUAAUUUUACCUCCGUCAAAAACCUUGGCUUUGGUUGUCUUCCUUGAAGCGGCUGAAGCACGUGCAGCUUUCAGGGGUUUAGCUUACAAGCGUUACAAAGAUGCUCCACUGUACUUGGAAUGGGCACCUGCAAACAUCCUUAGUCAAAAUGCAUCAUCUUCAGAUGGUUCAGAUGAUAAUGUUGUUGGUGAGCAUGAUGUAAAGAAAGUUUUGUUAGAGCAACAAAGAGGAAUUACGGAUGCUGACGUUGAUCCUGACAGGGUUGAGUCGAGAUCUUUGUAUGUGAAGAACCUGAACUUCAAAACAUCUGAUGAGAGCUUGAAAACGCAUUUCAUUGGACACCUGAAGGAAGGAAGAGUACAGAGUGUCCGGGUGAAGAAACAUGUAAAGAAUGGGAAAAAUGUUUCUAUGGGUUUUGGUUUUAUAGAGUUUGAUUCCAUGGAUACAGCAAUGAAUGUUUGCAGAGAUUUACAGGGAACUGUUUUAGAUGGGCACGCACUUAUUUUGCAACUUUGUCAUGCUAAGAAGGACGAACAAGUGCCUAAAAUAGGGGAGAAUGAUAGGAGUUCGACAAAAUUAAUAGUGAGAAAUGUAGCUUUUGAGGCGACGGAGAAAGAUCUUAAACAAUUAUUCAGUCCAUUUGGCCAGAUAAAGCAUUUGAGGUUGCCAAUGAGGUUUGGGAAGCACAGAGGUUUUGCCUUUGUGGAAUAUGUGACAAAGCAAGAGACAAAGAAUGCUCUUCAAGCUCUUUCUAACACCCAUCUGUAUGGUCGCCAUCUGGUUUUGGAGAGAGCAAAAGAAGGUGAGAGCUUAGAGGAACUGCGGGCUCGUACAGCUGCUCAGUACACUGAUGGGCAAAGUUCUACUAAAUUAUCCAAGAAAAGGAAGCACAUGGCUGUCUUGGAUGAAGGCAGUCUUAGGUUUGAGAGAAUUGCAGAUUAGCUGGGUGGUUUGACAUUGUUCUUUCUUUUGUAUAUUAUAGAAAAGAAAUGAUGAAGAUUAACUUCUUAUUCCUCCA